AUGUCGGUUGAUCCAUCCACUCUGCAUCCACUCUCUCCAGAAGUCAUUUCUCGCCAGGCUACCAUCAAUAUUGGCACUAUUGGUCAUGUAGCUCACGGUAAAUCUACUGUCGUCAAAGCCAUUUCCGGUGUGCAGACUGUACGCUUCAAGAACGAACUAGAACGUAACAUUACCAUCAAACUGGGUUAUGCCAAUGCAAAGAUAUUCAAGUGUGACAAUGAACAAUGUCCUCGUCCUGGAUGUUAUCGCUCUCACAAGAGCGACAAGGACGAAGGCUUUGUUUGUGAACGAUCUGGUUGCAAAGGAAAGAUGCGUCUUAUGCGUCAUGUUUCCUUUGUUGAUUGUCCAGGUCACGAUAUUCUUAUGGCUACCAUGUUGAACGGAGCUGCUGUCAUGGACGCUGCUCUGUUGUUGAUUGCUGGAAAUGAAUCGUGUCCUCAGCCACAAACUUCGGAACAUUUGGCUGCUAUCGAGAUCAUGAAACUGCAGCACAUUAUUAUUCUUCAAAACAAGAUUGAUCUUAUCAAGGAAUCAGCUGCCGAGCAGCACUAUGAAAGUAUCCUUAAAUUUGUUAAAGGAACUGUUGCAGACAACGCUCCAAUUAUUCCUAUUUCCGCACAACUAAAAUUCAACGUGGAUGCCAUUUCGGAAUAUAUUUGCAAAAAGAUUCCUAUUCCUAUUCGUGACUUCACAGCCGAUCCCAGACUGAUUGUCAUUCGUUCUUUUGAUGUCAACAAACCUGGCUCAGAAGUUGUCGAUUUAAAGGGUGGUGUUGCAGGUGGAUCUAUUCUCAGAGGUGUUCUUAAAAUUGGCGAUGAGAUCGAGGUUCGACCUGGUGUGGUAUCCAAGGACCAUGAAGGACGUACAAAGUGUCGUCCUAUUUUCUCUCGCAUUGUUUCGUUAUUUGCUGAAAAUAACGAUCUCAAGUUUGCAGUUCCUGGUGGCCUCAUUGGUGUAGGCACGCUCAUUGAUCCAACCAUUUGUCGUUCAGAUCGACUUGUUGGUCAGGUUCUUGGUUCUGUAGGCACUCUCCCCUCCAUAUUCACUGAAAUUGAAAUCAACUAUUUUCUUCUUCGCCAGCUGCUUGGUGUAAAAAGCGAAGACAAAAAACUCACCAAAGUGCAAAAGCUAGCUAAAAACGAAGUGCUCAUGUUCAAUAUCGGCUCAACCUCAACUGGUGGUCGUGUGAUUAGUGUCAAGGCUGAUUUAGCCAAGGUGGUUCUGACUGCUCCAGCAUGUACCGAGGUAGAUGAGCGUGUUGCCCUGAGUCGUAGAAUUGAUAAGCAUUGGCGAUUGAUUGGUUGGGGACGGAUUAAGCGUGGUGCAAGUCUCGAGCCUGAUGUUGUCCGUCACUAAACGUUUUGUAUCUGAAGAGAACCUCGUGUACUCGUGUUUGAUAGUUGGAAGCAUCUAGCAUUUUAUCAUCAUGGCUUUGUGACUAAAUCUGGCUGCUGUUGUCAAGCCCUGUCCGCCGUUUCUCAUUUUGAAUGUGUUGAAUCAAAAAUAAACCCAAAUUUAUCUUUAC
Molecule: messenger RNA, 1525 nt
Organism: Batrachochytrium dendrobatidis JAM81
Lineage: Eukaryota; Fungi; Chytridiomycota; Chytridiomycetes; Rhizophydiales
Product: translation initiation factor eIF2 subunit gamma
Exons: 5
Coding region: 1-1356 (451 amino acids)
Biological process (GO): formation of translation preinitiation complex
Cellular component (GO): eukaryotic translation initiation factor 2 complex; cytosol
Molecular function (GO): GTPase activity; translation initiation factor activity; tRNA binding
Source: RefSeq, a predicted model, not a curated record